This is a messenger RNA of Cynara cardunculus var. scolymus (artichoke), 1256 nucleotides long. Its product is annotated as protein LIFEGUARD 2-like. The record is from RefSeq and is a predicted model, not a curated record. The transcript has 4 exons. Lineage: Eukaryota; Viridiplantae; Streptophyta; Magnoliopsida; Asterales; Asteraceae. Gene Ontology annotation, cellular component: membrane. Bases 88 to 828 code for a protein of 246 amino acids.
GAAUUUUCCGAUUUUGGAACUCUAAUUUCUCAAUCUUUGAAUCGAUUCUGAGUCGAAUAACCGAAUUUUCCCACUGAUUUCAUAAAGAUGAUGAGCCAGAGCCAACUACCGGUUCGGAAGGCCGACGUGGAGUCGGGAACAAGCCGAGAUCUGUAUCCGAUGAUGUUGGAGUCGCCGGAACUCCGGUGGUCGUUUAUUCGGAAAGUAUACUCCAUCGUCGCCAUACAAUUACUCCUCACCGUCGCCGUUGGUGCCGUUGUCGUCUCUUAUCGUCCCAUCGUCACUUUCUUAACAACUACCACAGGUGGAUUGGCUUGUUACAUUCUUCUAAUCAUCACUCCAUUCAUCACCUUAUGCCCGUUGUAUUACUAUCAUCAGCGUCAUCCAAUCAACUAUUUUCUUCUCGCGAUCUUCACUGCGUCUCUUGCUUUUGCAGUCGGUUUGACAUGCGCAUUCACUAAAGGGAAGGUGAUCCUCGAGGCGGCUAUUUUAACCGCCGUGGUGGUUGUGAGUCUCACUUUGUUCACAUUUUGGGCCGCAAGGAGAGGCUAUGACUUCAAUUUCUUGGGGCCGUUCUUGUUUGGUGCCCUUAUGGUUCUUUUCGUCUUUUCCCUCAUCCAGCUAUUCUUUCCUCUGGGUAAGACCUCGACAAUGAUAUACGGGUGUUUAGGAGCCAUAAUCUUCUGUGGGUACAUCGUCUACGAUACUGAUAACCUGAUCAAACGCUAUACAUAUGACGAGUACAUUUGGGCUGCAAUAUCUUUAUAUCUCGAUAUCCUCAACCUAUUCAUGUCGUUGCUUACCAUCUUAACUGGGGCCGAUGAUUAGAAGUAUGAUCGUCAGGUGGUUGUUAAUAUUGAUUUGCACGAACAAUUACAGUUUUGAUGGAGUCUGUGGAUAAAUGCAAUAGGAAUUGGUAAAUAUUGGUUGAUGUUGUUGAUGGGUAAUUUCCUGUCUUUUAAACGGUAGCUAUUUGUUUAACGUUGAAAGAGUCCCUUUCUUUUCGAGAAAUGGUUUUUACGAGGCUAAAUACUUGCGAGCGUCCUCGUGAAAUCGAAGGAAUUGAAGAUAAAAGAAGAGUUCGUAUGCCAGAAGAAAGUAUUGACAUGUGAUUAGAUAGAUAUUCAUUAGCUAUAUAUACCAGAUGCUAUGUACCUGCCUUGUUGUUGAAUCUAAAUAAUAAAAGUUGCAUGUUUUUAGCCCAUUUAAGUCGAGGAUCCCGUUCCGUCUUGCUCGCCCGCUUUAUCGUCUUGCCG